AUGCUAGCUCUUCGAAGGCAACUAUCUGAAAACUCAGAAGCACCCCUAUUAGCUACCAUCAAUGUCGGAACCCUUACCCUUACUGGACGAAACCAAGAAUUGGCGGAUUUCCUGAGAAGACGGCUUGUGGAUAUAGCCUGUAUACAGGAAACAAAAGAAGAAAGCGCAAGAAGCAGGAUUGCUGCAGUUGACCAAAGUGAUCGACUUAUGAGCAUAAAGAUUGACACUGGAAGAAAAUUCUCCGUAUUCAUCUGCGCCUACGCUCCGCUGACCGUAUGCAAGGAGGUGGAAAAGAUUAUGUUCUGGCAGGAGCUUAACGAUUACAUCACAUCCAUAUCACAGGAUGAUACUCCUGCUUGGAGCAGACCUCAGUGGUCUUGAAUCAUGGCUUGCUAUCAAAGAGAAAACGAUAGGGCUUUCGGUCCAAUGACAUACCAAGCGAAUUCUGGAAAGAAUGCGGAUGGCUUGGUAUCUCUUGGCUUGCAGGCCUCCUCAAUCAGACUGCUGCAGGGCAGUCAAAACCUUCGUCAGGGAUCGGUCGCUCCUCUUCUCUUCAUCACUGUCAUGAACGCAGUGACGGAAGGUCUCAAGCGACAACCUCCAUGGGCCCUCCUGUGUGCAGACGAUGUGGUGUUGAUGACAGAAUAA
Messenger RNA from Strongylus vulgaris, 648 nucleotides. The record is from the annotation of a GenBank genome assembly. Lineage: Eukaryota; Metazoa; Nematoda; Chromadorea; Rhabditida; Strongylidae.